AUGGCUACCUUACACACUACGCCACUUUGGACAUAUCCCAUUCCCUCCUCUGACUCUCGUCCUGCUUCACCAUUACCGUUCCUCGAACAAUCACUCCUAUCUGUGGCUCCCCAUGUAAUCUCAUCAGGCUGCAAGAUCAAAAAUGUCCGCCCUGGUCUCUUCGCUCGAUCUACCUCGACCUCAUCGGUACCACAGUUGACUGAUGUCAAGGCUCAAGUACGUCAACCAACCCGAUCCAAGGAAGCUCCCUCCUCAUUAUGGUCUUCUUCCACUGCCAUCAAUAUCCCCUCACCUCCUCUCACACCCCAUAUGAGGGCUAAUGACGAAGAUGAUAACGAUGUUGAUGAAGACAAUCUUAUCUUCUCAUCCAGAUUCCAACAUCAGAGCCGCCAUGAGAAGCAGCAAGACGAUGAUCCCUCUUCCUCAUCACUGUCGAUGCUGAUGCGACAGUCAAGCUCUGCUCCCUCGGCCAUGUCGCCGAUCGAACUCCAACCCUCCUUGGCUGUCUCAACUGGUUUCACUUUUUCUAGCAAUCUCCUAUCGCCUACAAAGACUAAGGAAGAUCGAGAGAGUUACGAUGUCUUUGUGACUGCCAUGGAAGAAGACUAUUGGAAGAGUGUCUCGACCAUUCGUACUACAUACUUUUUUGAUGGUAUCGGUCGUGGUGGCGGAUUCCUGGCUAUUCCACAUAUUGCAUCCCACGGAAAUGCAAAGACCAAUGUGAUCUGCAGAUUACUCGAGGCUUGGCUGACUAAGAAGCUAGUAGAGCCUACCAUUUCUGACUCGAUUCCAGUUCUCGAGGACAAUAUCGAGAGUUCUGUUGAAUCGAUUGAACGACAUUUACGUCAAGAUCCCAAAGUCUGGUCUGGUAUCUCCAAGAGCUUUAUCCACAUCCGCUGUGGCCAUGUCUUCAUGCUUGACACUUGCUGUGAUGAUGAAACCAUUGUCCACCUUGGUGCGGAUGAAUUCUAUCAAGACUAUCCACUGUUUGUUGAUGUCGAGAUCAAGAUGCAUUGUGAUUCAAAUCACCUGCCCAAGGAUCACUCUACCGAGCUAUUGAUUGCCUUCCAGAACGUUGUCAACCGUACCAAAAACAAAGACGAAGAGAAGCCCUUUGUUCACCGUACUAUCAUCGGUGAAACCAGGCAAUAUUGA
Lobosporangium transversale is the source of this 1155-nucleotide messenger RNA. RefSeq lists its product as hypothetical. Lineage: Eukaryota; Fungi; Mortierellomycota; Mortierellomycetes; Mortierellales; Mortierellaceae. The record is from RefSeq and is a predicted model, not a curated record. The coding region runs from base 1 to 1155 and encodes 384 amino acids. The transcript is spliced from 3 exons.